AACGCGGUCACCGUGAGGGUUGGAGGCGCGAUCUACCACAUAAUUCACCCCGACAGAGAUGGGCCGAGUGUGGUCAGCCAUGUCUUUCUCUGCGCCCGUCGCUGAGGACGGGCACGAACGUUCGGUGACAGUUCUCUAUGCCACGGAGACAGGGACAGCGCAAGAGGUCGCCGACAGGAUCGCUGCCCAAUGUCGUCGCAUCCAUGUACGAGCUCGGGUGCACGACCUAGAGACAUAUCCACCGGAGAACCUCAUCUCUGAGGACGUCGUCAUCUUCUCUAUUGCGACGACAGGAUCAGGUCGGGAGCCGCGAGCUAUGACACCCCUUUGGAACUUGCUGCUUCGGUCAGAUCUGCCGCAAGAUCUCUUCGAGGACCUCUCGUUUGCCGUGUUUGGCUUGGGCGACUCUGCAUACGAGAAAUUCUGCUGGCCUGCCAAAUUGUUGUCUCGGAGGCUCGUCAGCCUCAGUGCAACCGAAGUAUGUGCGCGCGGUGAGGGUGAUGACCAGCAUCAUCUUGGGAUAGAUGGGGCAUUUGAGCCGUGGCUUCGGAAGUUGAGCGAGGCACUGCUUGAGUUCUAUCCUUUGCCGCCAGGUUUGGAAGUUCAAACUGCGGACAGUUUACCCCUUCCCCGAGUAUCCAUACUAGAUGCGGAUGCGUCGACUCCCGCCCCUUGUCGAACUCCCCUCGAUGAUGAUCCACAGCACUACACUGCGACCGUCUCAUGCAAUCGCCGCAUAACAGCUGAGGAUUGGUAUCAAGACGUUCGACAUUUUGAGUUAGACUUCGAUGAAGAUGUCCGGUAUGAGCCGGGCGAUAUAGCAGUUGUCCAUCCUGAGGCCCAUCCAGCGGAUGUAGAUGCUUUCCUCGUGUCUGCCGGAUUUGACAAGGCAGCCGAUGACCCUAUCACUCUAGUACAUACCUUGCAAGAUCAAUCUCUGCCCCUAUUCCUUCCCACCACGACCACUCUGCGAACACUCUUCACAAAGCACUUAGACAUUAGCGCAGUCCCUCGUAGAUCCUUUUUUGCAUUGCUUAGACAUUUCGUGUCCGAUGAGCUUGAGGGAGAGAAACUAGAUGAAUUCCUCAGUGAGGAAGGCGCGGACGAGCUCUAUGAAUAUUGUCAACGGCCACGACGGAUGAUCCGUGAAGUUCUUGAGGAGUUCAGAUCGGCACGUAUUCCUCGUGAAUACGUGUUCGACCUGUUCCCUCCUCUGCGACCUCGCCACUUCUCCAUCGCGAGUUCCGUCAAGCGCCAUCCACGGCAGGUCCAUCUAUGCGUCGCGAUGGUCCAAUACAAGACCAUGCUUCGAAUACCGCGCAGGGGACUUUGUACUGAUUAUAUGUCGCGGUUACAACCAGGCGAUAAGCUUCCCAUCGGUCUUAUUAAAGGUCUCUUCAGCCUUCCCGAAGACGGUGCGACACCGAUCAUUUGCGUCGGACCAGGCACAGGGGUCGCACCGAUGCGUUCCAUCAUCGAAGACAGAACAUAUGAUGGCUCUUGUGACAAUACCUUGUACUUUGGCUGUCGGUGCGAGUUGAAGGACCAGCACUACGCCGCCGAGUGGCGUGCCUACGCAGAGAGCGGCUCUCUGACAUACCGUACGGCAUUCUCGCAGGACGUCCCGGAAGGUACCCCACGGCGAUACGUCCAGGACGUGAUGCAUGAAGACUUGCGGAGGAUAUGGAGACUGCUCGGUGUAGACGGUGGUUGGCUUUUCAUUUCGGGAUCUGCGAACAAGAUGCCUGCGGCUGUGCGCCAAGCCAUAUGCGACGCGGCGAGGCAGGAAGGGGCGAAGACGGAGGAGGAGGCGAACGAGUUCCUUGCACAAUUAGAGAGAGAAGGAAGGCUGAUCGAAGAGUGUUGGAGCUGAGCCUCCCUUGGAGCAUUCACCAUCAUCGCUCGACCCGUAGUGGUAGGCGCCAUAAUUGUCCUCGUCUUCUGUACUGCGCUCCGAAUCCGAGUCGUGGACUUGCUUAUCUGCCUCGUUCAAUGGUUGGACCUCUGGGAGAAGUGGAUGCGAGGCGGCGGCGUGACACAACCCGACCGAGGUUCCAGUUGGAGGGCGUUCGUAAAUAUAGGCUGAAAGCAGCGAGGUGACUAGGGCUCUUGCAACGAAAUCGAGCGUCGAGCAUAGUUGUGCAGGUUUGUACAGGCAUGAAGUCGCUCGAGUGGUUGAGAGCGACAAGGGGGGAUUGCGAUGCAGCCGACGCGGUGCAGGCUCGCCUUUUAUGUCCAGAGGAUGCGGACAGAUGUGGAGCAUAUACGUACGCUGGGGAGAGAGUACGUCAAUGACGACAGAA
Messenger RNA from Rhodofomes roseus, 2303 nucleotides. Its product is annotated as riboflavin synthase domain-like protein. NCBI's taxonomy places the organism in Eukaryota, Fungi, Basidiomycota, Agaricomycetes, Polyporales, Fomitopsidaceae. Gene Ontology annotation, cellular component: cytosol. The record is from RefSeq and is a predicted model, not a curated record. Gene Ontology annotation, molecular function: FMN binding; NADPH-hemoprotein reductase activity; flavin adenine dinucleotide binding. Bases 59 to 1873 code for a protein of 604 amino acids. The transcript has 11 exons.